AUGGAAUAUCAGUCCCUCAUGCUCUUGAAAGAUCCAGGUCGGAUCAUCGGGUUGACCUAUCGCUCGUCAGAUCUGGACAGCCAAGAGAUGUCUGAAAGCGCUAAGACGUACGACCCCAUUCCAAUGUUUCUUCCCGUCAGCUACCAGGUGCGAAACGCCGAUUACUUCCUGUUGAAAGAGGCGGGACAGGAUAUCAUGAGAAAUUCGAGCAUGCAGAGCCAUACCCAGCCCUUCGUCAUUCUCCGCGCACGGCGCCCCCCUCUGAUCAAUGCUAGCUACGGCCCCCUGUCCAUGGAGAGGCAGAUUCCGCUCGACCUGCUGCAGUCGGUCCAGCUGUUCAGGCCUUCUCCGCCGGUAUUCACCUACAACUGGAAGGUCCAGUCCUUUGUCCUGACCAGACUCGUCUACUCCUCCUUACCCAAGGUCCGUGUUCUGUUCUACGUGGCGGGGAGAGACUGGAACAGGGGAGAUAAGGCUAAGGGGACGAGGGACGAACUCCCGUGCGUGACCGUCUACGCGUUCUGGCAGACGCAGGAGGUGAGGGGAUCGUGCGUGAUCGGAGGAGAACGAGGGACUUGCAUGGCGGAGGUGGACCUCCCCUCCGGCUGGUUCAGCCCCACGGAGGGGAGGUCCAGCCGGGAGAGGCAGGGCCCGGCGCAGGGGAACUCUGUGGAGCUUUAUUACCAGGCCCAGGCCAGCAGCUACGGCAGGUGUGCCGGCGGGGGGGAGGUGGGGAAGGGGUGGGGGGGCGGGGGGGCCGACGGGCAGUCCCAGGCGGAGUACAUCCCCGUGACGCCCAUGAAGAGGAUCGGGAGCGUCCGUCUCCUUCAGGUUCGGCAGGGCGGCGGAACCCUGUCCCAGCUCUUACUGGGAGACGCCAUCGUGAUUCAGACCUCAUCCAAACCACUCAGGAAGACAGACAUCGCCUCCUUCUACGUCUAUAUGAAGAGUUCAUCCAACUUGGACACAUUUUCCCUCAGGGCUAUGGUUAAAAAGGGCGUGUCGUUUCGCAUGGCCACACCCAGCAACACCUUGAUAUGGGACAUCACCUUGGAUACAGGCUUGGCUGGGAGCGUUGGAGUCAUCUGCCAGAGGAGAUCAAGUAUAACUGGAAAAAGAUCAAACAAACUUGUGGAGAUCCUGCAGAUGGAUUUUGAAGUGGAGGACGUCAGCAACCAAUCAGAAAUCCAAGUGAUCACCUGGGAGCUGGCACUUCCCGAUAAUGUCAAAAUGAUGGGUCAAUCAGAGGGCACCAUGAGAAUUUACACUGCCCAGAGAGACUUUGUGGGCUUGGCUCCUCUGGUAAUGAACACGGAGCUCAUGAACACGGCUAUUCUGACCGGUAAACGUGUUGCCGUGCCGGUGAGAACGGUUGCCGUGGAGCAGGAUGGAUCCAUUACAGACGUCUCUGAUUUUACCGACUGUGCUUCCACCGAUGAAGAUGUCCUCAAGGUGUCAGACAGGUGCGACUACGUCUACGUGAACGGCAAAGAAACGAAAGGUCGUCUGCGGAUGCCGGUGAACUUCACCUACAGUUAUCUGAGCGCUCAGCUGGAGAUGAAGGUUUGGAUUCCACGUCUGCCCCUGCAGAUCGAGCUCUCUGAUAAUGAACUCAGUCAGAUCAAGGGCUGGAGGAUCCCUAUCACAUCCAGCAAGAGGUUGGGGUGGAACAGUGAGGAAGAGGGGAAAAGCAAAGGUUGUACGCUACAGUUCCAGCAUGCGCUCGUCAGCGUCCUCACGCACUUUGUGGCCGAACAGUCGGACCCCCGGGAACCACAGGCCUAUUUCCUCGGCUCCGACUGGCAGGUAGACGUCACCAGGCUGGUACAGUACUUCUUGAAAGUGGAAGACCCCGGCAUCGCCCGUCUGCAGGGUGGCAGGGUGUUGGCAGGGCGUGACGUGGGCACCACCUCUUUGAAGGUCUUGUCUCCCCUGUCAGACUCUAUCCUGGCAGAGAGGACCGUGAGGGUGCUGGAUGACAAAGUCACUAUCGCAGAACUGGGACUACAGCUGGUCAGUGGACUCUCUCUCAGUCUACAGCUCAGCACAGGAAGUAACCGAGCAAUCACUGCCACGGCAACCACACAAGAAGUGCUGCAAACCCCCAAACAGGAGGCUGUGCUGAGCUCCUGGUUACAGUUCAGCGACGGUUCCCUCACACCCCUGGACAUCUAUGACCCUGCUCACUAUCGGCUGGCGGUGACCUCUCUGGAUGAGGGCAUAGUGUCAGUACGAGAGCAGCCCUUGGCUGUCGUGGCCCAAGGAGAAGGGCAGGGGGCACUGGUGAGGGCAGAAAUGACCAUCUGUGAAGCCUGCCAGAAAUCCAAACGGAAGAGCACGUUAGCCGUGGGCAGCGGGAACCUGAAAGUGACCUUCCAGGUGAAGGGGAAACGGGUAGAGGGGAGCAGUUACAACGCGAGCAGCAACAGCAGCGUUGGCGGUAACGGUCCCGUCACAGGAAGUGGGUCGGGUGGGGUCGCCGCGGGUGGCGGUAAGGACAGCAGCACUGACUACGGGAGCGACGGAGAGGAGAUGGAGGGCGAGAAGAAACUGCAGCAGCCGGAGCCAGCGCUGACCAGCAGCUCCGCCUCAGAGAGAGAAGAAAGCGCUUUGAGGAAGAUUACCACCACCGUCCGGUCCAUGGACAGAGCCUCCGCCCAUGGGAGUGUCCCCAGUAACCCAGGCGCAUGGACGGGGCGAGCAAGCGAUGCCAGGGGAGUCAGUAAACCCGGGGUUGUUUUGACUAACGGGAAUUUUAUCACUCCGGUCCGACCACUCGGCAACGUCGAGGACGGGAGCCUCAGGACCGAGAACGAUGGUGGAGGCCCGGGAAAUUCCGUAGUGAGUGCCAGCAAAGCUCCAGGAAACCUGGUGAACUAUAAUAACUAUCCCGCCCAAGUUGAGGUGCCCAACUGGAGUGGGAAAAACGAUGAUCUUGGCGAUGAUGACGACGACGAUGUCAUCAACAGCAUCGAGGGACCGUUAGGGAAUCGUCCACUCACCGACCUGGAGAUCGGGAUGUACGCUUUGUUGGGUGUCUUCUGCCUGGCCAUCCUGGUCUUUCUGGUGAACUGCAUCUCGUAUCUGGUGAAAUUCCGGCACAAGCAGGCGCCCUCUCAGGGUCCUGAGCACGGCGGGCACCGUCACGACUGGGUGUGGUUGGGCACUGACGCCGAACUGGUCAUGGACGUGCCGGGGAGCCCGUUACAUCACGACGAGCACAGCACCACGGUUAUUGACAUCGGAACCAACGGCGAUAACUGCGGCACCCUAACCCGCAGGUCGAGCUGCCAGAUCGCCACGGUGGGGGACACCAACAUGGGCUGUGUGGGGUCCCUUAGAACCAAAACGAACAGAAGCGAUUCCCUCCAUUCUCCAACCAGUAAGAGAAAACGGGUGCAGUUUACCACCUUCACCACUCUGGAACGCCAGUCCUCGAUGAACGGGUCUCCGGUAGAGAACGGACACGGCAUUGCAUGGGUGGGACAGGACGAGAACUGUGCGCCAGUUCAGGUACCAGUCGCCAGGUCUCUGGAACAGCUAUGA
Molecule: messenger RNA, 3546 nt
Organism: Chanos chanos (milkfish)
Lineage: Eukaryota; Metazoa; Chordata; Actinopteri; Gonorynchiformes; Chanidae
Product: transmembrane protein 132C
Exons: 9
Coding region: 1-3546 (1181 amino acids)
Source: RefSeq, a predicted model, not a curated record